Messenger RNA from Exophiala spinifera, 852 nucleotides. RefSeq lists its product as uncharacterized. The transcript has a single exon. The coding region runs from base 1 to 852 and encodes 283 amino acids. NCBI's taxonomy places the organism in Eukaryota, Fungi, Ascomycota, Eurotiomycetes, Chaetothyriales, Herpotrichiellaceae. The record is from RefSeq and is a predicted model, not a curated record.
AUGGCACCCACGACGCCUUCGUCCAAAAAUAAGUACUCGCGACAAACUCUCCACAUCACCGUUGGACGCAGCAGAGACUCUUUCCAUGUGCACUAUGCCCAGCUGGAAUCCACGGCGUUCUUCGAGGUCCAUCGCCCUACCAAUAAUGACACCAACGACGAAGAAGGGGAAUCUCAAGCAUCCUCCAGCCGUCAUGACAUGGAGAGGACACUGAGCCCCGACAACAUCAAGGUCGAAGAAGGUGAAAGCGCACCAGCUGCAGAAACUGCCGUAACCACCCCACAGACAUCGCCUUCCAAGCCGGCCUACCACCUGGAGGGGUAUGUCUAUGAACCGCGAGCGUUCGAAGUUAUUGUGAACUAUCUCUACAACAUUGCUCCAGUUCCGCCAAAACUCCGAGCUGAGUGCAAAACCCUACUGCGUGCAUACGUUCUCGCGUUGCAGUAUCGCAUUGUCGGCUUGCAGGACGCCCUCAUCAACUGCCUUCGAGAGUACCAUAAAGAGUUUAAUGUGAAUUUCGAAGAUCUCAUCUGGCUUGUCAAUCGACUCACAGAAUCUCCUGAGAAGCAUACCGUUCCCAUGAUGCAGUACUUGAUCGACCAGAUCGCUUUUGAGAUCAGUACCCAGGGCUUCACUGAGUUUUCCCGAAUCAACGUCAUGUUCGAACCCUUCUUGGCCGACGGCACACGUCCAAUUCGCGUCGUGCUAUUCAAAGCUCUCGCAGAUGUGGCUCAGGCCGAUCCUCGACGAGAUCCAGCUGACGGCCCAAAUCGCUGGAGAGUUCAGGACUGGAGCAUUGAUCGUACUCCUGCCCAGAGCCCCAUGGACAUCAUCCCCAUUGAUGAGGACUGA